GUUAAGCAAAGAGCACACACACACGCAAAAUUUCAAGUAAGAAGACAGAAAUAGAGACAAAAUCCCACAGAAGAUAACUGUGCUUGUGUAUUUGGGUGGGAUUGAACAAGCGCAGACAGCUCAGCCAUGUCUCGACAGGUGGUCAAGGUCCAGCCGGAGAGCAGGGGUCAGGAGGCAGGUCAAUGGAGUACUGGCCUGUGUGAGUGCCAUAAAGACAUGGGUGACUGCUGCUUUGCCCUGUGCUGCCUCCCAGUGUACACCUGUAGGGUGACCAGUGCACUGGGUGCAUGUCCAUGUCUGCCUCUGCUCGACUGUAUUGCCUGCGUGCCACCGGCAUCUCUCGCCAUGAGGGCGUCUGUCAGGGAACGAUACGGCAUUCGGGGAAGUGUGUGGAGCGACUGCCUGUACGGAUGCUGCUGCUAUCCUCUAUCUUGGCUCCAGAUCUCCAGAGAGCUGAAGAGAAGAGCAGCAUCCCACGCCUCCUCCUCUUCCUCCUCAGCCAGAUACACUGCUCUGACCACCCUGCAGGGGGCGCACCUGGUCUAGGCACACGCAGCACUCCUUUUUGUUUUAAUUUUAGUUUUAUUAACGGAUUCUAAAAUGUGGAUUCACUAGUGAAACAAACUCAAAUUGUCAAAAUGUUGAUACAAAGAAGCAACAGUAUUCAAAGAAAAAAAGAAUAGUACAGGACAUGUGCACUAAUACAAAACCAUGUAAUAAGAUAAAGUAUACACAAAUUUGAAUACAAACACGAACACACACCUAAUUUGUUAUACAAUUAUAAGAUUUGCAUGAAUCGUUUUGGUUAGUUUUUCAUGAAGUAGUCUUAAAUACACACGCAGCCCUCCUGUGUUCUGUCCUCGGCUGCAGCCUGCCCUCCAGUGUUCAGGACUUGAUUUAAUCACACUUCCUAUGAUCUGCGGGCACUCCCUGUUACCUCGGAGAAUUCAGCCAAGUCACAAUCUGUCCCACGGAGAGGAACGUUCAGUUUGUCCCCUGAUGAAGUGAAAGAAGUGCGAUAACAGUUGAACUUUGGAUCAGGAUUGUUAUUUUGAGUAGCAGUGGAAGAAAGAAACUAAGUACAUUUACUCGAAGUGCAUUUGUGAGGUGAACUAUAAGAAAUAAAUUCGUAAAAUAACAGAAAAAAAGGUUCUGGCAGCUCAUUAGCCAUAAUUAUUGUGUGUGCAGCUGAAGUAAAAGCCCAGAACAUUUUCUGUUAAAAUUCUCUCUGACAAAGUUGCCCCGUUAGUGACUUCGACGCUUGUUUUGUUGUUGUUAGUUACUCUUUUUGUGCUUUUUUUUUUUUACACUUUCAACAUUUUCAAUACUUUUUGUUGCACUUUUAAACCUUUUUUUGAGGCUUUUGACGCUCACUAAGCCAGGUACUUUCUACUGAAAUGCAGACAGAUUAAUUGUGUUGCUUUCGCCAUCAUGGCCACCAAAAGUUGCCGGAGCACAGAUAAAGGUCCCAUAAUGCAGUCUGAAAUGUGAAUAAACACCAAUACAACUGUGAAUCACGUUCUAUGGAAAGUUUCUGUUAGAAAACAUGCAGUCACACAACUGUUAUCAAACAGAUAUUUCUUAGAGUGUACAAUAAUCCUACUUUACCUGGGCCUUUUACUUUGAUAAUACUGUAUACUUCAUUUAUCCGUGUAACUGUUCAGAUUAGGAUAUUAAACA
Messenger RNA from Etheostoma cragini (Arkansas darter), 1680 nucleotides. Its product is annotated as placenta-specific gene 8 protein-like. The coding region runs from base 127 to 546 and encodes 139 amino acids. NCBI's taxonomy places the organism in Eukaryota, Metazoa, Chordata, Actinopteri, Perciformes, Percidae. The record is from RefSeq and is a predicted model, not a curated record. The transcript is spliced from 4 exons.